This is a messenger RNA of Drosophila grimshawi, 3804 nucleotides long. RefSeq names its product tyrosine-protein kinase Btk29A (gene Btk29A). Lineage: Eukaryota; Metazoa; Arthropoda; Insecta; Diptera; Drosophilidae. The record is from RefSeq and is a predicted model, not a curated record. The transcript is spliced from 13 exons. Gene Ontology annotation, molecular function: non-membrane spanning protein tyrosine kinase activity; ATP binding; protein binding. The coding region runs from base 95 to 2524 and encodes 809 amino acids. Gene Ontology annotation, biological process: peptidyl-tyrosine autophosphorylation; intracellular signal transduction.
CGAUUCGGCGACGGUCAAUGGCAUAAGAUUCGCACACCCACAACGCUCUAGACUGAUUUAUGGAUCGAGGCGUUGUCGCGAUCUCUCUCUCGCAAUGUUGAGCAGCAAAAUGCAUCGUAGCUCACAUGGUAGCAUCAAAUCGUCGUUAUCUCUGCGCUCCAGCGGCAAAUCCUUUCAGGUCAAAUUGGACAAAAUGUCCGAGCAUCUGUAUGACAUAGUCAAAAGUGGCUCAAUGGUGAAACGGGCCCAAAACAAGAAGCGAUUCACCCCAGUCAACUAUAAACAUCGCUGGUUCGAGCUGACAAAGCGAACGAUCUGCUAUUACGAUGUGGAGAACGUGGAGCGACGACGUGAACGGGGUCGAAUUAAUUUGAAAGACGUUCGCCUCGUGGAGGAGGCAACGGUUAGCGGAGAGGGUGGCGAUCCCUUUGCGCCGGAUGGUUAUCCAUUUCAAGUGGGCUACUGCGAGACGCCGUCGACAAGCGUCGCACAACAACAACAACAACAACAGCAACAAAAAGAGCAAACUGCUAACGGGAGUGAGGGGCAACUGGUUUUUAGAGCGGUGCCUCAAUACACGCUCUACGUGAUAGCCAACAGCGAGAAGGAGCGCACCGAGUGGAUACACGCCAUACGACAAGUCUGUGAAGACAGCAAUACGCCCAAAUCGUAUCGCUAUCAUCCGGGUCUCUGGUCUGGCAAGAAGUGGAGCUGCUGCAAGGGUUCAACAAGGAGCACAUUUGGAUGCCGAGCCGCCAUCCACUGGCGUGAGGCCAAUAACAAUCCAAGCAACGGCAGUUCUCCAGCCCAGAAUUCGACGCGCAGCAUCAGUCCAAACAAUUCGACGACAAACAGUCAAUUCAGUUUGCAGCACAACAGCUCCGGCAGCCUAGGCGGCGGCGUCAGCGGAGUUGUCGGCGUUGGCGGUGGGAUUGGAGGUGGUGGUGGCGUUGGUGGUGGUAUCGCUGGUGUUGCAGGUUUAGGCAGCCCCAACGGUGUAGCAGGAGGAGGCGGCGGCGGCAGCGGCGGUAGUUGCACACCCACAUCGCUGCAGCCACAGUCCUCGCUGACAACGUUCAAGCAGUCACCCACAUUACUUAACGGCAACGGCGUUUUAUUGGAUGCCAACAUGCCCGGCGGAAUACCAACGCCCGGCACGCCCAACUCCAAAGCCAAGGACAAUUCACACUUUGUCAAGUUGGUGGUGGCGCUCUAUCCAUUCAAAGCCAUCGAAGGCGGCGAUUUAUCCCUAGAGAAGAAUGCUGAAUAUGAGGUCAUUGAUGACUCACAGGAGCAUUGGUGGAAGGUCAAGGACACAGUUGGCAACGUCGGCUACAUACCCAGCAAUUAUGUUAAACCCAAAGCCCUCUUGGGUCUCGAGCGUUACGAAUGGUAUGUGGGCGACAUGUCCAGACAACGCGCCGAGUCGCUGUUAAAGCAGGGCGACAAGGAGGGUUGCUUUGUGGUGCGCAAGUCAUCGACCAAGGGUCUCUACACACUAUCGCUGCAUACCAAAGUUCCGCAAUCGCAUGUGAAGCACUACCACAUCAAGCAGAAUGCGCGCGGCGAGUAUUAUCUAAGUGAGAAGCACUGCUGCGAGACUAUACCGGAUCUAAUUAACUAUCAUCGCCAUAACUCGGGCGGACUAGCCUGCCGACUAAAGUCCUCGCCCUGCGAUCGGCCAGUACCACCAACGGCGGGCCUCUCACACGACAAAUGGGAAAUCCAUCCCAUGGAGCUGAUGCUGAUGGAGGAGCUCGGCUCCGGCCAGUUUGGAGUGGUGCGUCGCGGCAAAUGGCGUGGCUCCAUUGACACGGCCGUUAAGAUGAUGAAAGAGGGCACCAUGUCCGAGGAUGAUUUCAUUGAGGAGGCCAAGGUGAUGACAAAGCUACAGCAUCCGAAUCUGGUGCAGCUGUAUGGCGUCUGCUCGAAGCAUCGACCCAUCUACAUUGUCACCGAAUACAUGAAGCACGGCUCGCUGCUCAACUAUUUGCGCCGGCACGAAAACACUCUAAUUGGCAAUAUGGGCCUGCUCCUGGACAUGUGCAUACAGGUUAGCAAGGGCAUGGCCUAUCUGGAGCGUCACAAUUACAUUCAUCGCGAUCUGGCGGCACGCAACUGCCUCGUCGGCUCCGAGAAUGUGGUUAAAGUCGCCGAUUUUGGUCUAGCCCGCUAUGUGCUCGAUGAUCAGUACACCAGCUCGGGCGGCACCAAGUUCCCCAUCAAAUGGGCACCGCCCGAGGUGCUCAACUACACACGCUUCUCAUCCAAGAGCGAUGUGUGGGCCUAUGGCGUGCUCAUGUGGGAGAUCUUCACCUGUGGCAAAAUGCCCUAUGGCCGUCUAAAGAACACCGAAGUCGUGGAGCGUGUGCAGCGCGGCAUUAUACUAGAGAAACCAAAGUCGUGUGCCAAGGAAAUAUACGAUGUCAUGAAAAAGUGCUGGUCGCAUGGGCCCGAGGAGCGUCCUUCGUUCCGUGUGCUCAAAGAGCAGCUGGCACUUGUUGCCCAAACGCUAACCGACUAGAGACGUGGAGAGGUCAACAAUGGAGGUGAAUGGAGAUCAUGUCUGGGAUCACGCACUGAUUAGCACUGAUCAACAUCAAACAUCCAACAUCAACAACAACAUCCACAUCAACAUCAACAUCAUAAAAAUAAACACAUAAACCUAAAUAUUUACCUAUAAUGAGCUAAAGUUAACGAUAGACAGACAGUAUAAUGAUAUAUGAUAUAUGCAUUAACAUUUAAGUUUAAGUGGAGAGUUAAAAAAAGUUAUUCACGGAUCGAAUCGGAUCGUACAUAAUAUAUAGUAUGUAUGUGCACGUAUUUCAACGGAAAUUGUCGUACAGCCAAACGAUUAUUCACUUUUGAAUUAUAAUUUUAUUUAUAAUACACACAUACAUAUAUAAAUAAAUAUAUAUAUAUAUAUACAGAGCUAAAGCUGAGCAAAUGAUAUCAUUAUGUUUAUAUAAACCGGAAUAUAGAUGUGUGUGUGUGUACGUAUUUAUUAUAUGCAUAUGGUUGUAGUGAGCAUAUAACAAUAAACAAAAAACAACAACAACAAAUACAUAUAUACAUAUAUGGAGUAUAGAUAACUGUAGUUAAUAGUCAAAUUUUUGAUACAUUUCAUAACGAUUGCGUUUAAUGAUGAAAAUGAUAAUUACAAAAUGAUAAAUUUAUAUAUAUUGAUAAGUAUGCAGACGAUACGAUAUACUACGCAAAUAUAUAAAAAAAAUAUAUAUAUAUAAAUAUAUAAAAUGAUUGUGCUUUCUUAAGUAAGUUUAUAUAGUUAAAGCAAACUCAAAACACACACACACACACAUACAAUUAAUACAAACAAGAAAGAAACAUGAAUCUAAGAAAACUGAUUAAGCGUAAAUUAAAUGUUUAAGCUCUCCUCCAAGUCGAACGCGAAACAAACAAACAAACGAGAAACAAAAAAAAGGAAACACUUUUUUAUUUAGAUUAGAAUUUUACGUGCUUAGCUUAAGUUUUGUGAUUUAUUGUUUAAUCAUUUCUCAUUUGCGUUGCGCAAACAAUUUUCGUAUGCGUCUCAGUUUCUCUUUUUAUAUAUAUAUAUAUCUAUAUCUAUAUAUAUAUAUAUUAUCUUUAUAUGCAUUCAAUUUUAAAAUGGAUUCUUCAGUUCUUUAUUUUUUUAAAUUCAUCAUCAGCAAUAUGCAUACGAAUACAUAAACAUAUAUAUUUAUAUUGAUAUAUAUAUAUUUUACCUAAUUUUAUGAGAAAAGUUUUACUUAAUUAAUUUUAUCGUUCGCAUAAGCCACAAAAUUCGCAACAUAAGAAACGAAA